Molecule: messenger RNA, 2888 nt
Organism: Erpetoichthys calabaricus (reedfish)
Lineage: Eukaryota; Metazoa; Chordata; Cladistia; Polypteriformes; Polypteridae
Gene: setdb2
Product: SET domain bifurcated histone lysine methyltransferase 2
Exons: 15
Coding region: 231-2342 (703 amino acids)
Biological process (GO): negative regulation of gene expression; heterochromatin organization
Cellular component (GO): nucleus
Molecular function (GO): protein binding; zinc ion binding; histone H3K9 methyltransferase activity
Source: RefSeq, a predicted model, not a curated record
CCGCGUUUUUUUAAAUGUUCCUUGUUCACUACAAUUGUGUUCUUUUAUCAAUUAACGACACUCCUACAAAGCCGAAAUUGGAGACAAUAAACGAGCGUCGUUCAGUAAUAUACAUCUGUCAGGUUUGUUAUUCUAAAAUCGUAUGAACUCUGUUUCCUGGCAUAUUUUUGUUGGGCAGUUCUUUAUUGGGGUCUGGAAGACAGCGGAAUAAUUUCAGAAUCAGUUUCUUGAUGAUGUCUGUUAAGCAGAGAUCACCCAGAAAAACCAAUGACUGGAAAGCUUUAGGAAAUGACUCCUACCUCCCAAAUCUGCUCAGCAUAUCACCUCAUGAUACAAGGAGGAGGGUUUCUUUGAUUGCAACCACUAAGGAAGAAGAAUUGCGUGAAGAGAUUCAAAUUCAAAUUGGUGAAGCAAAACAUUUUUGGAAAAUUCUUAAAAAAGAUAAUAAAGUUGAGUUAGCCUUUGGUAAGGUUGACCACAUCUUGCAAGAGCUGGAGAAAAAAAUAAAAGGUGAUUCAGCUACAGAUAUUGAAUAUCUGCAAGCUAUGAAUAUUAUGCUUGGAGCUGGAAUUACAGCUAGUCAUCUUAAUGAAGAAGAAUAUAUUCCAGAUGAAAAGGCUUCCAAAGAGGACAUGUCUGAAGAGUACAAUGAGGAGGCUGAAGAAGAUUCAUUUAUAAAUGAAGAAAGAUUGACUGGGCCAGAUUUCAACUUUCAGAAGUGUGAUGCUAUACCACAUUUUACAGCUGUACCUUAUAAAGAACACACUUGCAGUAAAAUAUGCUUAAUUCAAGUGAUAGAAUCUGAUAAUCACUUAUUAGGGUUGAACCCUCUACAGAUACCUCUAGUUUGCCACUUUCAACGAAGACAUGCAAAAGCUGAUUGGAGAAGAGGGGACUCGACUUCUUUGGAUGUGCUCUACAGGACACCUUGUGGCAGAAACCUGCGUACCUUCAAUGAGAUUCACCAAUACUUAAUGGAAACAGAGUGUGAUUAUUUACCUUUGGAUUAUUUUUCUUUCAACACUUAUGUCCAGAUCUAUCGACGGUUCCCUUUAAACAAACCUCUGGCUUUUGAUGAAGAUAUUAGUAAUGGAGAAGAACUUGUUUCGGUUCAACUGUUCAAUGAUUUAGACAAUAAAAUGCCACAAAGCUUUAAGUACAUAAAAAAUCGAUGGCCACAUGGUUGUUUCAUAAAUAGCCCAGAAGAUAUGUUUUUGGAUUUCUGUGACUGUACAGAUGAUUGCAGUGACAAGAAUGAGUGUGCCUGCUUGCAAUUGACCCUGAAAGCCAAUGGAAAACGCAGAUUACCACUGCCAUUGUAUAAAUACAAGAGGCUACAAAAACCUGUUCCUUUAGGGAUCUACGAAUGCAGCAUCUAUUGCAAAUGCAACAAGAGAAUGUGCCAGAACCGGGUUGCACAGCAUGGUCUUCGAGUUCGACUCCAAGUUUUUAAAACCAAAGAGAGUACCUGGGGAGUGCGCUGCCUGGAUGACAUAGAUGAAGGGACAUUUGUAUGCAUAUAUGCAGGAAAAAUUCUCCAUGAGAGUACAGACAGUGAAUCUGCAGCUGAGAACGAUUUUGACAGUUCUAUGGAAAAAUUAGAAAAUAAGACAUGCUUGAAAAGAACAAUAGAAGAAACAGUUUCAGAUGAUGACAUUGAAGUGGUGGAAGAAAGGAAAAAGAUCUGCAAUAUCGGUGAACCUGAGGAUCUGACUGAUUCUGCUGAACGUGAAAAAGAAAAAAGUGAAUUUUUGGAAAGGACCGAGUCUACCUUACCCCAUGUCUCUGUAAUUAUGAGACCUAUAAGCAAAACCUCCAGUCUACAGGCCAGGUUAAAAAAGCUGAUGCAAAAGAGUGAAUUAUCUUAUGUUCACACCAGUUCUGAGGAGGAGAAUGAAGAUGUUGAGACUUCUUUGAAGAAAUCUUUACCACAAUCAGUGAUUCAGAGAAACAGAAGAAGUGCUGGUCUCAGGCAAGAAGCUGUUACUAAAACAAAGGAUGGCAAGGACGAGAAUGAAGACACUAGUAAUGAAACAAAGAGUCUGAAAGAGUCUAGGGUGUGGUCCCCAAUCAAGGGCAAGAGUAAAGAAAAACUAAGAGGAGCGACUGACUUGUCUGAUAAAGAGCUAAGUGGCUGUGAGCAUCAUUAUUACCUGGAUGCAACAGAAGAAGGGAAUGUAGCAAGAUUUUUUAAUCAAAGUUCUUCUCCAAACCUCUUUGUACAAAAUGUUUUCAUAGACUCGCAUAACAAAAAUUUUCCUCUAGUUGCCUUCUUCACCAGCAGGCAUGUCAAAGCAGGAACAGAACUAACGUGGAAUUGUGAUAGAAUGGAAGAUAUGUAACACGGAAGAAUAUGAAACUGAGAAUUCUUGAGAAACCGGACUGUUUGGGGGGGAAAAAAAGUUAAAUGAAAAUUUUGACUUUGGUAGUUAGCUUGUUGGUAUAGUGGGAGAAGCAAAUAUUUGAGAACGUAGCACAAACUCUGUAAAAUAAUGUGGUUCCACAAAAAGAUUUUUCUAGAGCAGUCUUUUCAAAAGUGUGGGAUAACCAUGACUAUAUGGAUGUAAAUAGCAGGGUUCCUUUUAUUUAUUUUUAUAUUUUGAAUGUUAUUUUAUGCUCUUUUUGCUAAACAUUUUAUACUAUUUCUGCAGAAAGUAAGUUGUUUAGUUCUAGAACCAAAGAACAAAUAAUUCUAAACAAGAUAAGGUGCUAUAAGGUACUGGAAUCUAACCUCAUAAACUAAGCUUUUCUUAUAGUGUACUAAACUACUACUGUGUGUAGUUACAUUCCUCUUAAAAACUCAGAUCAGUGUGAACUGUAAUAUAAAACCAGUUAUUUAUACAUUUGUAAAAACAUUGAUAUGCAAUAUAGAUGAAUAUGUGCAUCCU